AGAUAUCCUUAAAUUACUACUUUUUACAAACUAUAUGUACCAUUUUUGAAAUUCUAUCAAAAUUAACAUAUCAGACAGAAACACCAUUAUUGCCUUUUGUUUUCUUCACGUUCCAUAUCACCGAUUCCAAUCCACGAAAUUUCUCCAAGAUUUCCAAGGUCAGCGGAUUGGUGGAAGUUUGAACAAUCAGUGGUUUGCAACUUUGGGAGGAGCAACAGAGGCACGGUUGACUUUCGAUUCUCCUGAUCCACUGAAUAAGGAACGGUGUUCAAAUUUUAAUUACUUCUAUUCCUUCCGAUUACUUGAUACCAGAACUACAUCCACUUCAAUGGCGGAACCAAAGAAGAUAAUCAUAGACACCGAUCCUGGCAUUGACGAUGCCAUGGCAAUAUUUCUGGCAUUAAGGUCACCAGAAAUAACAGUGAUUGGGCUUACGACUAUUUAUGGCAACGUUUACACCACACUUGCCACUAGAAACGCAUUGCAUCUGUUGGAGGUUGCUGGGAGAACAGAUAUCCCUGUUGCAGAAGGAUCUCAUGUCAGUUAUAUGAAAGCCACAAAGCUUCGAGUUGCAGACUUUGUCCAUGGAGUAGAUGGACUUGGAAACCAGAAUUUUCCUCAGCCAAAGUCAAAGCCAAUAGAAAAGUCAGCUGCAGAAUAUUUGGUGGAGCAGGCUAAUCUUUACCCUGGAGAAAUCACUGUGGUGGCAUUGGGUCCCCUUACCAAUAUUGCAUUGGCGAUUCAACUGGACCCCACAUUCACUAAAAAAAUUGGACAAAUAGUUCUUCUUGGUGGUGCUUUUGCAGUAAAUGGGAAUGUGAAUCCAGCUUCUGAGGCUAAUAUUUUUGGUGAUCCAGAAGCUGCUGAUAUUGUGUUUACUAGUGGAGCUGAUGUUGUGGCUGUUGGAAUCAAUGUUACUCAUCAAGUUAUUAUGAAAGAUAGUGAGCUUGAAAACAUGGCAGAAUCAGAAGGAAAAUUUGCCAAGUAUUUAUCCAAGAUCCUGGAUUAUUACUUUUCUUAUCAUCGUGAUGCAUACAGCAUGAAAGGUGUUUACCUACAUGAUCCUACAGCACUUCUUGCAGCUGUUAAUCCUUCACUGAUGACAUACACAGAAGGUGUUGUCAGAGUCCAAACAACUGGCAUCACAAGGGGUCUAACCUUGUUUUUCAACAAACAGAAAAGGUUUAAUGAAGCGACUGAAUGGAACAACAAACCGACAGUGAAAGUGGCAGUGACAGUUGAUGCUCCUGCAGUUGUGAAAUUAGUAAUGGAUCGCCUCAUGAAUUCAUAACCUCCAUUCAUUUUUUUUUUAAAGUUGUUGACAUAUUGUCUAAUAAAAACAUUUCUAUUUCAAUUCAUAUGAAUUAUUUGUCCCUAA
Messenger RNA from Lactuca sativa (garden lettuce), 1378 nucleotides. RefSeq names its product putative uridine nucleosidase 2. Gene Ontology annotation, biological process: purine nucleoside catabolic process. Gene Ontology annotation, cellular component: cytosol. NCBI's taxonomy places the organism in Eukaryota, Viridiplantae, Streptophyta, Magnoliopsida, Asterales, Asteraceae. Gene Ontology annotation, molecular function: purine nucleosidase activity. The record is from RefSeq and is a predicted model, not a curated record.